CUCUAAAUCAGUUGAUCGUGCUACUUAGUGCCGAGUGGACGUAAGAAUUUGAACAACCGAAAAUACACAGUGCCCAAUUCAUCGCAGAACAUCACGUAACAUUUUGUUUACCAUUGAUUAAGUUUAUAAACUUAUUCCAACUUAAGGAUAUAUCGCAACAAGAAAAUCAUGAAGUUGAAGUACUUUCAACUGAUUGCUUUGUUACUAUGUGCAACGCUUGCUUUGGCCAAAGAAGAGCUUGACGUUGACAUAGAUGACCUAGGUCAAGAUGACUUAGAUGAUUUGGUUCGUGAUGAGGAACUCCUUCGUGAAAUUGAAGAAGAACAACUACACAAAGAUUUGGUCCGUGAAAAUGAAAGAGCUGCUGAAAUUGCCGCUGAUCUUGCACAACAAAUGAUUGACAACCAUGCACCAAUCCUACUUGAUCCAUGCGCAAAAAUCCAUUGCGGUGCUGGUCGAGUUUGUCAAGCCGAUGGAACAACUGCAGAGUGUGUGUGCAUUUCAGAAUGCCCACAACAAACUGAUCCACGACGAAUGGUUUGCACCAACAAAAACCAAACCUGGAACUCAGACUGUGAAGUUCAUCGUGAACGUUGCCUAUGCGACACAGAUGAUGCUCGCUGCAAAUCGGCCGAUUUAAAACACAUCCACAUUAACUACUACGGAGAAUGCAAGGAAAUUCCAGCCUGUAGCGAUGAAGAAAUGAGCGAUUUCCCAAGACGUAUGCGUGAUUGGUUGUUCAAUGUGAUGAAUGACUUGGCACAGAAUGAUGAAUUCCCAUCGAAAUACAAGAAUUUGCAAACCGAAGCCGAAACCAAUAUGACCCGUCGCUGGGCCAAUGCUGCUAUAUGGAAAUGGUGCGAUUUGGAUGGCCAUCCACAUGAUCGUUCCGUCUCACUUCACGAACUGUUCCCAAUCCGUGCACCAUUGAUGUCAUUGGAACACUGCAUCGCACCAUUCCUUGAGUCAUGCGAUCCAGACGGCAACCAUCGUGUCACACUUCAAGAAUGGGGCAAAUGCUUGGAAUUGGAUGAGGGCGAUAUGGAGUACCGUUGUGAAGAGAUUGGCAAAGCCAACGAAUAAUUAAUUUCGAUAACAAUGAGAAAUUCCUCGUAUGCGUAAUGCAUAUACGCAAACACAUGUGUUGUGUGUGACAUGCACACACACACGCACACAAGAAUAUGCCAAAAAUUUGUAAUUUUCAUCGAAUAAAGUCAAUAGACACAAAAAACA
This is a messenger RNA of Sitodiplosis mosellana (orange wheat blossom midge), 1233 nucleotides long. RefSeq names its product SPARC (gene SPARC). Lineage: Eukaryota; Metazoa; Arthropoda; Insecta; Diptera; Cecidomyiidae. The transcript is spliced from 7 exons. The coding region runs from base 169 to 1083 and encodes 304 amino acids. The record is from RefSeq and is a predicted model, not a curated record. Gene Ontology annotation, biological process: anatomical structure development. Gene Ontology annotation, molecular function: calcium ion binding; protein binding; collagen binding.